Stylonychia lemnae is the source of this 657-nucleotide messenger RNA. The record is from the annotation of a GenBank genome assembly. Lineage: Eukaryota; Ciliophora; Spirotrichea; Sporadotrichida; Oxytrichidae.
AUGGAGAGAUACGUUGCUCUUUCAGUACAACCCCAUUGGGAUAAAUAUCAAUUUGUUGAGAAUAUUGACUCUGGAGCAUUUGGUUCAUUUUAAAAAGUAAAGAAUACUAUUGAUGAAAAAUUCUAUGCUAUGAAAGUUUAAAACUUGAAAAAUCUAAUGACCAGAGUGCCAAAUAAUUACAGUAAUGAAAUGGUCCGGAUUAUCAGAGAAAUCAACACAUUCAAGCUCAGCCAUCCAAAUAUAACUAAAUUCUAUGAAUCCUACUUCACCUUUGACGAUAAGUUCGUAAUUGUUACAGAGCUUGCAGAGUCAAACCUUUGCACAUACAGAGAAAACACUGCUUUGACUAAUACUCAGAUUGCCGAUAUAAUGAUCCAAAUAAUAAAAGGAACUAUUCACAUUCAUAACCAAAAUGUAAUGCACAGAGAUCUAAGUCCAGAAAACAUAUUAGUAUUUGAAAACGGCAAUAAGUUUAAGAUAUGCGACUUUGGAUUGUCUCAGUUGCUGUCAAACUCUACUAGUUUUGUUGGAAAACCUUACUUCAAGGCUCCAGAGAUAAGUCUUUAUGAAGAAUUCAGCUACAGCAGCUAAGUUGACAUCUGGCAAGAUAUUAGCAGAAAUAAAGUAGCAAGAUUAGACAUGGCUUAUUAUUCUUGA